AAUCGGUAGAGAAUUGGGUAAUAUGUCUUGCGGUAUUUACUUAAGACCUUUUAUUUUUUUAUUUUAAAUCCCACUGUGGUCAACUUAGUAUUUCGUCUUUUGUGGAAUUGACAGAAGAAGAAGAGAGUAUCAGUCAAAUUAUUAGUGUUGGUUGCGCUAGUUCAUCCAAGUGGAUCAUGAAAUUAUAAUGAAAAAUGAUACAGAACAGCUUUAUGAAAAGGAAAAAAAAACUGAGAAAAGGGAGAGAGGAUCCAGAUAAGAGUUGGCGGUGAAAUGAUAAAGUGGAGAAAGACUAAGCAAAAUGAGAUAUUUACAAAUGUACUCUAUUUAUUCAAGGGAGAUAAAUCUAAAUGUCAAUUUGUGACGAAGGUAUAUAAGUCACUGGAACAACAAACACUGUCGGUCUUCUCUCUUUUAAUCUGAGCUGUUAGCGCAAACCAUUGUAAAUUAAAAGCAGUUUCUCUAACAAUGUCAGACUCCAGUGAAGAAGAUGAAAGCCAGCUUCCCAGUGGAGCUGAAUGUAAAGAGAGAUGUGAUGAAUUUGUCAAAUUAACGGGGACUGACUCUGCUCUGGCUAUGUUCUAUUUGCAGAACUGUUCUUGGGAUUUGCAGUGUGCAGUAAACUUUUACUUUGAAAAAAAUGGAGGUGAGAAUACAAAUAAGAACAGCACCAGUGAUAGUAAAGAAACACCCAAAAAUACACCAAAACACCCUCAAGAAAACAAUGCAAUUAAUUCUUCUAAAAAGAAAAGGAAACGAGUUUCAUUAGAGCCUCAAGGUUUGCUACAAAAUGCUGCAAUUAGUGAAGAUAAACGUAUUCGUCUCCUGUCUUGGAACAUUGAUGGUUUAGACACCAAUAAUCUGAAGAGAAGAACCAAAGCUGUAUGUCAAGUCAUUGCCAAUGAGAACCCACAUGUCAUUUUCCUACAGGAAGUUGUGCCAGAAUCUCUUGUAGUUUUGAAGAAAUAUUGUCCUGAUUACCGAGUUUCUGCUUCCAGUGAUGUUGGCUAUUUCACUGUCACGUUAUUGAAGGAGUCUGAAGUAAGAACCGAAACUGAAGAAGUCUUCCCAUUUUUCUCCAGUGUCAUGAGUCGGUGUCUAUUAUUGACAGAGUGCAUAAUUAAAGAUGUUCCUGUCUUGUUAAUCAACACUCACCUGGAGAGUAUGGCUGGCCAUGCCAACGAGAGACAACGUCAGCUAAACAUUGGUUUCAAGAAAGUUCUGGAAACUGACAAGAAAAGGACAGUGAUAUUUGGCGGGGAUCUGAACCUACGAGAGAAAGAGUUGGUGAAUGUGGGAGGAAUUCCAAACCAAGUGACUGAUGUUUGGGAGGCAACAGGGAAACGUCCAGAGGCAAAGUUCACGUGGGAUACUCAGCGGAAUGAUAACAAAGGCUUUGAGGGCAAAUUUAAGCCGAGGUGCCGGUUUGAUCGCAUCUAUAUGCGUAAUUCUCAGCCAAAGGGUUUGAAGCCUGUAUACUUUGAACUUGUUGGUCUUGAACGCAUUCCAAAAUGUCAUCGGUUUGCUAGUGAUCACUGGGGAUUAUUGGUACAUAUAAACAUUGAGGCCUGAAUGCAGUGAGGGAUAGGUGGGGUGGUGGUGGUGGUAAAUGUGAGUGAAGAUAAGUGGCCUUGAAUAGUAAGUGAAUGGGUGCUGAGUGAGAGCUAUGAUGUGGAGUAGUGGUGAGUGGAAACUUAGAUGAUUGUUCUUGAGUUGAAGGGUCAGGAUAGUAGAGAUGGGUUGUGGUAGUGAGUAGGAGGUGUUAGGAUGAGUGGAAGUUGAAACGAGUGGCAAAUGAGUAGGAGCUAGAAUGAUAGUUUUGAGUAUGAGCUAUGAUGAGUGGAAGCUGGGGUGAGUAUUCUGUAGUGAUGGAGAGUGGUGUGAGAGAACUGAGGUGAUGGUGCUGCAUGAGAACUAGGUUGAAAAAUGGGAAAGACCACACUUGAAAUAAUUUCUGUUGCAUUAUCUUCAUUAAAUGAUUUUCUUUUUUUCUA
Messenger RNA from Octopus bimaculoides (California two-spot octopus), 1994 nucleotides. RefSeq names its product tyrosyl-DNA phosphodiesterase 2. Gene Ontology annotation, cellular component: PML body; cytoplasm. Gene Ontology annotation, molecular function: 5'-tyrosyl-DNA phosphodiesterase activity; protein binding; single-stranded DNA binding. Lineage: Eukaryota; Metazoa; Mollusca; Cephalopoda; Octopoda; Octopodidae. The record is from RefSeq and is a predicted model, not a curated record. Gene Ontology annotation, biological process: double-strand break repair.